Messenger RNA from Leucoraja erinaceus (little skate), 3983 nucleotides. RefSeq names its product rho GTPase-activating protein 26-like. Gene Ontology annotation, molecular function: protein binding; GTPase activator activity. Gene Ontology annotation, biological process: signal transduction. Gene Ontology annotation, cellular component: cytoplasm. Lineage: Eukaryota; Metazoa; Chordata; Chondrichthyes; Rajiformes; Rajidae. The record is from RefSeq and is a predicted model, not a curated record.
CCCCCCUCCUCGUGCCGUUGGCUGCAAAGAUCGUAGAGGAGCUGCUCUAAGAUGUUUGGUUGGCUGCGCCGGCCGUCAGUCGUUGCCAUGGGGACGGGGUUUGGUUGCGGUGCGGGCGGAAGCGCGAGCCGGACCUUCAUGAAGCUUCUCGGCGAGAAUCCAUUGCGUUGGAAAGGUGUUUGGAACGGUGACAUUACCCUUUGGAUACUGCUGCUUUUGAACUGCUGAUUGUCAGCCUUUCUGUCGCGAACCAUGGGCCUCCCGGCACUGGAGUUCAGCGAUUGUUACUUGGACAGCCCGCAAUUCCGGGAUAAAAUCAAGUCUCACGAGGCAGAGCUGGAAAAAACAAACAAGUUCAUUAAAGCUCUGAUUAAAGACGGAAAAGCAUUGAUUCAGGCGCUGAAAAAUCUGUCUGUUGCCAAGAGGAAGUUUGCAGAAUCAUUAAAUGAAUUUAAGUUUCAAUGCAUUGGAGAUGCGGAGACGGAUGAUGAGAUCUGUAUAGCAAAAUCGCUUCAGGAGUUUGCGGGCGUUCUAAAAAACCUUGAAGAUGAGCGAGGACGUUUGAUUGAGAAUGCGGGUGAUGUCCUCAUCAGUCCAUUGGAAAGAUUUCGGAAGGAACAGAUUGGAGCCUCAAAAGAGGCAAAAAAGAAAUAUGAUAAGGAAACAGAAAAGUACUGCAGUGUACUGGAAAAACAUUUAAAUCUAUCAUCCAAGAAAAAGGAUUCUCAUCUUCAGGAGGCAGACAGUCAAGUAGAUGUCGUCCAUCAACGUUUCUACGAAGUGUCACUGGAAUAUGUAUUGAAAGUUCAUGAGGUCCAAGAGCGAAAGAUGUUUGAGUUUGUGGAACCAUUGCUUGCAUUCUUACAAGGACUCUUUACAUUUUAUCAUCAUGGUUAUGAACUGGCAAAAGACUUUGGACAUUUUAAAACGCAGCUUCAGAUCAGCAUUCAAAACACACGGGACAGGUUUGAAGGCACACGACCUGAAGUUGAAUCAUUAAUGAAGAAAAUGAAGGAGAACCCUCAAGAACAUCAGAGUAUCAGCCCUUACUCAAUGGAAGGUUAUCUUUUCGUACAGAAAAAAAGUCCUUUUGGAUCCAGUUGGGUGAAGCACUACUGCACUUAUCAAAAAGAGUCAAAACAAGUUACCAUGGUGCCAUUUGACCAAAAAACUGGAGGAAAAAUAGGGGAUGAAGAACUAUUUAUCCUCAAAUCAUGCAUUAGAAGAAAAACAGACUCCAUUGAGAAGAGGUUUUGUUUUGACAUAGAAGGAGCAGACAGGGCAACCAUAAUCACCAUGCAAGCACUCUCUGAGGAGGACAGGAGGCUGUGGAUGGAAGCCAUGGAUGGCAGAGAACCUGUGUACAAUUUGAAUAAGGACAAUCCAAUAAGUGAAGGUGCUGCACAACUGGAUAAAGUUGGGUUUGAUUUAAUGAAGAAAUGCAUUCAUGCCAUUGAAGAAAGAGGUAUCAAUGAACAGGGCCUAUACCGUAUAGUGGGUGUCAAUUCUCGAGUCCAAAAACUGUUAGGAUUACUAAUGGGAACAGCCGAUGUAGAUCUGGAGAGCUCAACUGAAUGGGAGAUAAAAACUAUUACCAGCACACUUAAACAUUAUCUCAGAGUGCUUCCAGCUCCAUUGAUGACAUUCCAGUUGCAACAUGGUUUUAUCAAAGCAGCGAAGAUGGAGAAUCCGGAAUCAAGACUCUCUGAGAUACAUAAAUACGUACAUCGACUACCAGAGAAGAACAAGACAAUGCUGGAAAUAACAAUAAAACAUUUAGCAAACGUGUCCAGUAACCACAAACAAAAUCUGAUGACCAUGGCAAAUCUAGGUGUGGUGUUUGGACCAACGUUAUUUAGACCACAGGAGGAGACAGUGGCUGCAAUCAUGGAUAUCAAGUUUCAGAAUAUAGUUGUUGAAAUGUUAAUAGAAAACUAUGAAAAGAUUUUCCAAAUGAUACCAGACACUGCAACAGUUCAACCAAAUCCAUUACUAAAUUCUGCACAGAAAAAGGGUACAGAGACUAAAACUGCCUUGUGCAGCCAGAGACCUUUAAUGGUGUUUCAGACAAUAUCAAAUGAAAAUGAAAAGCAGAACAGCAUUGCAAUUUCCAGUAAUGUGUCGGUGUUUGUUCCAACUGUGAAUGCCACUCUUAAAACCAAUCGACAAAGUGUACAUAGUCUUGGAUCUGGUGACGCUGAAGUGUGCACAAUGCAACUAGAUCGACCAAAUUCUUUGCUAAACCCCAAGCGAAAACCCAGUCUCACUAGUCCUCUUCCUCCCAGUCCCAGUACACCACUGUCACCCACAUCGCCUAUGGUUUCAGCACCUUCAAGUCCAGUUCCUGUUUCCUCCAGCGACUCUUCCCCUCUCAGUACACAAAAUCGCAAAGCGAGAGCCCUGUACGCAUGUAAGGCGGAACAUGAUUCGGAACUAUCCUUUAGUGCUGGAACCAUCUUUGAGAACGUUUACUCAUCUAGGGAACCUGGUUGGCUUGAAGGGACUUUGGAUGGGAAGAUCGGACUAAUUCCAGAAAAUUACAUUGAGUUUCUAUAGCCAAAAGCAUGCAACUUUGUUGCUGAGAAUUACAUGGUAUCCAUGACAAACAAUGAAGAUAUGAACAUUAUUUUGUUUUUUAGCAUUUUAUUCUAUUGGAGGACAUUAUAAGAACCGGAGAUGAAUUUCAACUCAAGAUUUUAAUGUCCUGUAUGGAUAUGAUGUACCAUUAAUUUAUCAAACCAGAGCCUGUAAUUACUUCUUAAGGAUUUUGUUUUUAAUUCAAACUCUUACGUUUCUGAAAUUAUGUUUUAUUUUAUCUGUGGUAGGUAGUAGAAUGUAUAAAGUGUUGAUAUUCAUUCUACUUAACUGUUGCAAAUAUCUGUAUGAUGUAUGUAUUAUAUGAUAUGGGGUUUUUUUUAAAUUAGGGGAAGUGUAUUAUCCCUAAUUUUGCCAUUUCUUCCACCUAAAGUAUGGAUUAUACAAUUGAAAUGUUGCAACACAGAAGGGACUUGACAAUGGUGACAUUAAUGGUCACAUUUUAUAAUGAAGAUGUUAUUGUCCAUUUAAAAACAAAAUCUUAAUAAUUACCUCUAUAUUUAUCAAAAUAAACAGUAAUUUGGUAUUUAAAAAACGUGACAUAAAAUUGAAUGCUUUCCACGAUGUAAAGGAAGAAAUGGAUUUUAGGCAUAAGCGUGCAGGUUUGAAUAGAAGUGUUUCUUAAAAUUGACAAUGAGAAAGCAGGUGGAAGACAUUUCUAACGACCUUGCCAUUUCACUGUUGAAUAAAAUGCUUUGCGAAGGUAGCAGGUCACACCUGCAAUAACCACUACAUUUCCUUCAGCAGCUAAUAUUUUGAUUUGAAAAGGUGAAAACUCCUCAGACCUGAUCGUUGAACACAAAUGUACUUUCAACAAUUCACCUUUUGAUUUCGAUCACCUUGAAACUUAGAAUUUCAAACUUAACAAAAAUAUGUAUUAUAGAACAUUUAAUGUAUUCCAAAGUUCAAAUGCAAGUUGUACCAAAGGUUUCUACGAACAAUUGUUGAAAGGCAAAACCUGCUGCCUUGGUUUGACUGUGUGUGUUGAAACAAGCUUCUGCUUAUCUAUUCAUCUUGCAUAUUUAAUGUUUUCAGGGGACACCAGAUUAUCAGCUGCUGGUUGGAAGUUAUUUGCUUUGAAACAAACAAAAUACUUGUAUCCAGUAAAACAAAGUUUGACUUUUUAAAAUUUAAAUCUAGAAUGGUUAUUGUGUUUUAAGAAGUGGCUUUGCCUUUAUAUUUUAAUUUUUUAAACGUCAUUCAUUGCUUCUAAGUUAAACUACUAAGGCUGUUGAAGCUAGUGGAUUGUGAUAAUGAAAUACUUUGGGGGCAAUGGUUGAUAUCCAUCUAUAUUAUUGACUGUAACAAAUUGCAGCCUGGUAGUUCAUCUCUUAACAAUUUGUUUUAAAAUAUAUUAUUAUCAGAUGCCAAUAAAAAUGUUUUUUGGU